AACAGUAUUCUUCAUUUCAAUUCUGCCACCUGAGAACCUACUGAGAUAUUUCUGUGGUGGCAAAGGUGCCGAUGGGGUCUGAUCUGUUACUAUACCAUUACAAUGUGCUGCUUAUUGUAAAUGUUUCUUUUCUUCUCAUGCUGUAUUGCUGUUUUCAGUUUGUCUUGGAAAUCUUAAUUUAUAUUCUUUAGCACAUUGUGUUCAUUCAGUAAGAUUAUUAUUUCAAUUUUGUAGUUUUUAAGAUUUGUAAAUUUGAAGGGUUAGUAAUAUGCUCAACUAAUGCCUAUUUUUAGUCUGCAGUUGUAUAUAUGUUGCUUAGGUUUGUUGUUGAUUGGGUUGAUGGACAAAUCAGUUACCUUGAAGCUCGUGAAACUGCAGUUGCUGUUAGCUUCUGUAUGAGUUUAAUUCAGCUGUACUCAUCUCAAAAUAUUGGCAAGAUUUCUCUGAGCCGUUCGAAGAGCAUGUGCUCUGAAGAAGAUACUGAGAGGUACAAGGAUAUACGAGCUUUGCUUCAAUUACUUUCAAGCCUCUGUUCAAAAGAUCUGAUUGAUUUUUCAUCAGAGGCCAUCGAAACUCAGGGUACUAACAUUUCUCAGGUAGUAUACACAGGUCUUCAUAUAGUCACCCCUCUAAUAAGUAUGGAUCUUUUAAAAUACCCGAAACUUUGUCACGAUUACUUCUCAUUGCUAUCACAUAUGCUGGGAGUUUAUCCUGAAAUGGCUGCACAAUUAAAUAAUGAAGCUUUUGCUCAUAUUGUUGGAACCUUGGAUUUUGGUUUACACCAUCAGGAUGUAGAAGCUGUUGAUAUGAGUCUACAAGCAGUGAAUGCACUUGCUUCUUACCACUACAAGGAGAGAGGUGCUGGUAAAAUUGGGUUAGGUUCCCGUGCUGCAGCUUCCACAGACUCUGCUGGAAACCUUCAAGAAGGCAUUCUAAGCAAUUUCCUUCGUUCACUGUUGCAAUUUCUUCUAUUUGAGGAUUACAGCAAUGACAUUGUCGGCUCAGCUGCGGACGCUCUUCUUCCAUUAAUCCUCUGCGAACAAGAUCUUUACCAGAGAUUAGGACAUGAAUUGAUUGAGAGGCAGGCAAACCCGACAUUCAAAUUAAGGCUAACAAAUGCAUUCCAGUCUCUCACAAGUUCAAAUGGUAUCUCUUCCACUCUAGAUCGCUUAAAUUACCAGAAGUUCCGAAAAAACCUACGGGCAUUUCUUAUCGAAGUUCGUGGAUUUCUUCGGACAGUAUGAGUCUCAUGGGGUUUUGCAAAGAGUACUUUGUUUGGCUUGGAGCAGCCAAUGUUUUAUAGUGUAAAGUAGGGGACACUCAAUCUACUGCUCAUAAUUUAUGGAAUAGGAGUAAAAUUUUCUUUUGAAUUCAUCUCUUGUGCCCUUUGGCAUUUUUUAUUUAUUAUUGUUUUUUUUUACAAAUUAUUGUGACCGUUUGAGCGGGAUGUCUCUUGAAAACACCAUCCCUGAGUAGUAACAAGGUU
Messenger RNA from Cuscuta campestris, 1486 nucleotides. The record is from the annotation of a GenBank genome assembly. NCBI's taxonomy places the organism in Eukaryota, Viridiplantae, Streptophyta, Magnoliopsida, Solanales, Convolvulaceae.